UCAUAUAAAGAUGUCAUAAGUAACCUGCCUGUGAACUGACUACAAUCAACCACGCUUACCAAACAUUGGUCCGUCAGACUGAUUCGCACUCAGGAUUUGUUCCGCCUGCAUAAAAUUCUCCACCAGCGGAUUACUCGUCUUGAAAAUAGUUUUUAAGACAGUUUUUAAGACAAGUUUUACUGUUGGACGCUUGCGUGGUGUCUCCCACCAGGUGAAACUAGACGUCCCGAUGCUCUCCUCGGGCAGGACCGCUUCGUCCCGCCUCUGCUGGCCGCUUCAGAGGCUCCGUCCCCGGCUGAGCUGCGAGCAGAUUGCCGCCGCCAGCACUCAACGGAAUGAACUGAUCAAGAAACGAGACCUGGUCGAAGAUGAGCUGCGGCCCCUCUACAUGGACUUGCAGGCCACCACGCCCAUGGAUCCUCGCGUUCUGGACGCCAUGUUGCCCUACCAGGUGAAUUUUUACGGCAACCCGCACUCUAGGACGCACGCCUACGGCUGGGAGAGCGAGAGCGCCAUGGAGACUGCAAGGAAGCAGGUGGCCGAUCUGAUCGGCGCCGAUCCCCGAGAGAUCAUCUUCACCAGCGGAGCCACCGAGUCCAACAACAUGGCCGUCAAGGGCGUCGCGCGCUUCUACAAGGGGAAGAAGCGCCACGUGAUCACCAUGCAGACGGAGCACAAGUGCGUUCUGGACUCGUGUCGCGUUCUGGAGGCGGAGGGAUUCCGCGUCACCUACCUGCCCGUGCAAAACAACGGACUGCUCGACCUCCAGCUGCUUGAGGCGUCCAUUACUCCCGACACGUCUCUGGUGUCCAUCAUGACGGUAAACAACGAGAUCGGAGUGAUGCAGCCCAUCAAGGAGAUCGGCCGUCUUUGCCGCUCUAAGGGCGUUUUCUUCCACACGGACGCCGCGCAGGCCGCCGGGAAAGUUCCGCUCGACGUGUCUGAUGACAACAUCAACCUCAUGUCCAUCAGCGCCCACAAGAUCUACGGACCUAAAGGCAUGGGCGCGCUGUACGUGCAGCGGCGCCCUCGGGUGCGACUGGAGCCCCUGCAGAACGGCGGCGGCCAGGAGAGGGGUCUGCGCUCGGGCACCGUGCCCACACCGCUGGCCGUGGGCCUGGGGGCCGCCUGCAGCAUCGCGCAGCAGGAGAUGGAGUACGACCACCAAAGAAUUAGCAUGCUGGCAAACCGUCUGGUCCAGAAGAUCACAUCUCAAAUUCCCGACGUGAUCUUGAAUGGAGAUCCGCAGCAACGCUACCCUGGGUGCAUUAACUUGUCGUUUGCCUACGUGGAGGGCGAAAGUCUGCUGAUGGCUCUCAAGGACAUCGCGCUGUCCUCUGGAAGUGCGUGUACGUCAGCCUCACUGGAGCCAUCGUACGUCCUCCGAGCCAUCGGAGCCGAUGAAGAUCUCGCACACUCCUCCAUCAGGUUUGGGAUUGGCCGCUUCACCACAGAGAAGGAGGUGGACUUCACGGCCGAGAAAUGCGUCCAGCAGGUUCAAAAACUGCGAGAGAUGAGUCCUUUGUGGGAGAUGGUGCAGGAAGGCGUCGACCUGAAGAGCAUCAAGUGGACGCAGCACUAGAGUCCGCACCCGAUACAGCUUCACUUCCUGGUUGACAAACCAUCCGUUGGCUUGAUUAUCUUUUCCCCAUCUCUAUUACUGCACUCUAAACACGCACAAAUGUCCUUUGACAGCCCAGAGUGUCCUGUUCGCUGCAGCCCUCCUGUCACACAUAAAGCAGUCAAACCCAACUUCUGCUUUUUGCAUUUAUCGCAAUUAGGUUCACAAGCUUAACUACCAAAAUACUUUUGUUUUUAUAUUAGCUGGAAGAGCUACCAGUGCUAAGGACAACUAUAAAAAAAAAAAAAAGAUGUAUUAUUUUGUGUGACUGCAUGUUUUGGUUCAGUGGUGUCCAUGUCUUGUCUCUCAUCUUCACCUCAGUACGUCGGUACAGUAUGUCAUGUCAGUGUAUUAGCGUUUUCGUUAGCACAGCUCACAGAUAUUUACAAUACUAUUCAAUAAAGAAUAUUCAUCUUUUUUU
This is a messenger RNA of Phycodurus eques (leafy seadragon), 2042 nucleotides long. RefSeq names its product NFS1 cysteine desulfurase (gene nfs1). The coding region runs from base 230 to 1582 and encodes 450 amino acids. Gene Ontology annotation, molecular function: cysteine desulfurase activity; pyridoxal phosphate binding. The record is from RefSeq and is a predicted model, not a curated record. Gene Ontology annotation, biological process: [2Fe-2S] cluster assembly. The transcript has 13 exons. Gene Ontology annotation, cellular component: nucleus; mitochondrion; cytosol. NCBI's taxonomy places the organism in Eukaryota, Metazoa, Chordata, Actinopteri, Syngnathiformes, Syngnathidae.